Molecule: messenger RNA, 3508 nt
Organism: Pocillopora verrucosa
Lineage: Eukaryota; Metazoa; Cnidaria; Anthozoa; Scleractinia; Pocilloporidae
Source: RefSeq, a predicted model, not a curated record
CGUUAUGAGUUAGCAUUAUGCAAACGAAGGAGGCAAAAACCGACAUGGGGGAAAUUUAAGCAAGGUUUUGGAAUAAUUUUGUCUCCGAUUUCGGUUGCACUAGCCAUCUGACCCCGACAAAAAGUGAUAUGAAACCCUAAGGAACGUCGAAGGAACGGAAUAUUAGCCGUUGGAAUCAUUCUUGAAACAAUAGCAUCGUUCACAAGUUAACUACAGUUAGUUUGACGCCAUUUUGUAAACUAUCCUAUCUCUGGCAGAAGGGACAUAAUUCACCAAUAAAACAUGACGAAUCUCGAAGGAAACAAUCGCAAAUGGACGCAAGACGAAAUCAUAAACAAUACAAGAAACGUUGUACGUGGAUUAGAGACCUUGAAAAAUGAACAUUCAGGAAUCUUGAGCAACCUUAAUUCGGAUCGUGGUGGAUCAUCGGAUUUGGAGAAGGAGAAGGGCUCUAUCGUCCAAGAAUCAAUCGAGAAGAUCGAGUUAGGACUAGGAGAAGCUCAGGUAAUGAUGGCACUUUGUAGUCACCUCAGCACUGUUGAAGCUGAAAAGCAGAAACUGAAAGCACAAGUGCGAAGGCUUUGUCAAGAGAAUGCCUGGCUCAGAGAAGAACUGUCAGUCACUCAACAGAAACUGCAAGAAAGUGAGCAGAAAGUGGCUCAGUUGGAAGAAGAAAAGAAACACUUGGAAUUCAUGAACUCUAUAAAAAAAUAUGAUGACGAUGAAGGAAUAGAAAAUGACAUCAGUAUAGACAUGCUCUCACAGGAUGAAGAGGAAGUGGAAGAUGUUGAUGAUGAAACAUUAAGUCAGGCAUCAUCUGCCACCUCAGCAAGUGCAUCAGGUGUCUAUGAAAUUCCAGCUCGCCUUAGAACACUGCACAAUUUAGUUAUACAGUAUGCUUCACAGGGUCGAUAUGAGGUGGCAGUCCCUCUCUGUAAGCAAGCACUGGAAGAUUUAGAAAAGACGUCUGGUCAUGACCAUCCAGAUGUGGCAACUAUGCUCAAUAUCCUUGCUCUUGUAUACAGAGACCAAAACAAAUAUAAAGAGGCGGCCAAUUUGCUUCACGAUGCACUGACGAUUAGAGAAAAGACACUCGGCGAGGAUCAUCCAGCGGUGGCUGCGACUCUUAACAAUCUAGCGGUGCUUUACGGCAAGAGAGGCAAAUAUAAGGAAGCUGAGCCCCUUUGCAAGAGAGCCCUGGAAAUACGCGAAAAGGUACUCGGCAAAGACCAUCCCGAUGUAGCCAAGCAAUUGAAUAACUUGGCUUUGUUGUGCCAGAAUCAAGGAAAAUACGACGAGGUUGAACAGUACUAUCAACGGGCUUUGGAAAUUUACACCACCAAACUUGGCCCAGACGAUCCUAAUGUGGCGAAAACGAAGAACAACUUGGCGUCCGCAUAUUUGAAACAAGGAAAAUACAAAGCGGCUGAAACGCUGUACAAGCAGGUGCUCACCCGAGCCCAUGAGCGGGAAUUCGGGCCUGGUACCGAAUCAUCUCUGGAAGAUGACGGUAAACGCGGGAAAGACAACGCGCCAUAUGGCGAGUAUGGUGGUUGGCAUAAGGCGGCCAAAGUGGACAGCCCUACUGUCACCACCACCCUCAGGAAUUUGGGAGCAUUGUACCGCAGGCAGGGCAAGUUCGAAGCAGCGGAGACGCUCGAGGAGUGUGCGCUGAGAUCACGACAGAAUGUUAGUCGAGAGGCCCUAGAUGUCGUUCGUCAGACUAAGGUCGCUCAACUUUUAGCUGAAGAUGUCGGCGGUGCAUCAUUUUCAUCCAGCAGUGUGGCUUCGUCCUCUUCCUCCUUGAACGGUAAUGGAAGCAAGUCCUCAAUAGAACCAGAAAGAGAUGAUCCAAACGACGACAAAAAGAACGGAAAACGCGAGAAGACAUUUUCACGCCUCAAGAGAACGUUGAGCAGCCGCGGUCAAAAGCUGAUGGAAAAGAUGGGUGCCAGUGGUACAAGGCUUCAGCGGUCGUCGUCGCGUGACAACCUAGCCCAUCAUGCUAAGCUGUCGCCGUCGGAGAGGAUUUCUCGUAGCACCCCCAUGCUCGCACAGCCACAACCUGAUCCCGACCGGAUAAGGUCAGGGAGCGUUAGCACCAGGGGUACCCCGUUGGGGCCUUGACGAGUAGUACCAGGAUACCCUGCGGAGGACUUGUCGAGUUAAUAUCUGGGGACGGGAAGGAGACCAGCUAUUUGAUAGUUUUUACCAAAUUAAAAUUCAUGGGACCAAAUUUGCUCUUGAAAUUAGUUUUUAGUCGAUUUGAGGUUCAGUUUUUGGUGGAGAUGGUUAAAUUAAUUGUCAAAAAUAUGCGGAGACCUAUUAAGUCAUCUAAGUUUUGGGAAGAGAGGUUACCGUUAAAUUGAUACGUCAACGGUUCGCGAUUGUGUCAAAAUAAAUCCAGAAUUUAUUUCUUCACCAUGAAACUUGCGCAAAAAUACUCAACCAAUCUUGAGGAAAUUGCGUGACACAUUUCAAGACCAAACGCAUUCCAGUUGGCUGUUGCUGUGGCGUUUGGUUUGAAUGUGACAGCAAUCACCCACAAAAACACUUAAAGAUAUCUUCUCACAAAUAUUUUAAAUGAUUUGAGGGAUUCACUGAACCGUGCGAAGAUUUUACUCUGUUUAUCUCUGUAUUUUACACAAACUCGAAGUUAUAGAAUUUAACUUCAGACAGUUUUUAUUUCUUUGAUGUUGUAAAUGAAAAUGGAAUACUUUGUCAGAAACGCAGCUAUUUUAGAAUUUAUUAUGUCUGUUGGAACUGGGCCCGUCAAGCAGACGUAUAACUUCUUAAAUUUUUUAAAGUUUGUUUUUAUUUUGUUUUAUUCAGACCUUCCAACGGCUUUGUUCCUACGAUGUUUUUUCAAUGAACAAGCUGAAUAUUGCACAAGAAACGUAGCCAUUUCAGAACUAGCUCAUAUGUUUUAAUUGGUCCUGUAAAGAAGACAUUGGCUUCUUCAGUGUUCAUUUUAGUUGACUGAGUUUAUACGAGGCUGUGCUAUUGUCUUAAAAGCGGAGCUCUCAUAUUACUUUUUAACUUCAAAUGAACAAUUAUAAGAAUUUUAUUAUUUAACGUUAUGGCUGUAAAUAAAUAAGGGCCUCUUUACACAACUCCGAGUGAUUUGUUAGCCCGGGCUGAAUCAACCCUAAGGGCAACCCUCUAGCCGUCUAAUUUCAUGAAGAGAUACCCUCAUUUCCGGGUGUCUCUUGUCGAAACCUGGGUUGAUCCGGCCCAAACGCCAACCUGAGUUAGUGACAUCACACAAAUAACUAUCUUUGUAUCAACUUUCUUGUUUUAGCACCAUGGCUCUCGUUUCCGCGUCAUAGGUCGGUAGAAAGACUUUCCCAGGUGACUCUCGAAGUGAACCACGCGCGAAUGUUAACAACCGAUCUAGGAUCGUGUGAAUUGUGUAUUUAGCACUCUAGGCGAUAAUUUAACCCGGAGCUGUGUAAGGAGGCCGCUAUAGGUGUUAAAGGUGGAGAAGUUGUGAAAUAAAUUAUGGAGC